Fomitiporia mediterranea MF3/22 is the source of this 3633-nucleotide messenger RNA. RefSeq lists its product as uncharacterized. NCBI's taxonomy places the organism in Eukaryota, Fungi, Basidiomycota, Agaricomycetes, Hymenochaetales, Hymenochaetaceae. The record is from RefSeq and is a predicted model, not a curated record. The coding region runs from base 644 to 3262 and encodes 872 amino acids. The transcript is spliced from 4 exons.
CUCCGACUCUAUUCUAGCGCCCGCCACAUGUAAUCCGUGAGGUAAAAAAAACGAAUUGUUUCGGGGAGCUGAUGCGUGCACAUGGAACACGAUCGAGCAAGGAUAAGCCUGGAUAAGUGUCCGUACCGCGUACCGCGCCCCGUCUUUGCAUUCGGGGAAAAGGAUUUAAGGCUUCAUUCCGUCAUAGGGACAGAGUGGACUAGCGAAGGCCACGCGAUCAGCGAUCAUGUCGCGUGGGUGCAGAGGGGUGCAGGAGGAUGAUCCAUUUGAAUUGACGAAUAAUUUGUCCAUUUCUGAUAAGAAGAGCAGAUUGCCCAGAAUCAGCGCCCGCAGGCAUACUUAAACUAUAUUUCUCUUCAUUUUUGGGUCUUGUCUGCUGCAAGGGUGGGUCGGACCCGGCUUGCUUCCUGUUGCUGCUCCUGCUGCCUCCUGGCUCCCUGGGCUCGGGCGGCAUUGGGUAAGCACUCGGCUCGAGGUCAGUUGCGAGAGCUGCCUGCCUUGCCUGCCUGUGCUACCUUCUUUCUUCUCUCCUUCCCUCCCUAUUCUCGUCGCUCUAACGACACUUCCUUCCCCCAGAGCUCCUGUCUCUGUUCCGCUCAUUUGUAUCACCAGCCUGCUUAUUGCGGUCCCGUCCCAUAAGAACAUGCGCAUUGGGAAGGCACCCUCCCUCUCCCUCUCCCCCGCAUCGCAGAAUGGGCCCUCUGGUUCUGGUUCUUCUCCCAACAAGGAUGAUUCUGUCAAAAGGCGCCAGAGCUUCACGAGCGCCGUCUCCGCCUUCGCCGCCGAGCUGCGUUCCCGGCCUAAGAAAGCAGCAGCAUUCACGAUCCCUCGUCUCGGAGCCGCGCACAAGAGCACAGACAACCUAUCUCUCGCGCAUGCAACGCGUUCAAAGUCGUGUUCUCACCUCCCCAUAACUGCAAAUAAUGGUGACGAGCCGUUGCUUACACUCGUCCUGGCCAGCACGUCUUUUCUUGAUACGACAAUCUCGGAGAGUGGGGAACGGUUGUAUGUGAUUAACACAAAGGGUGCGCGUACGAAUAUUGCAAGAGACGACCCCGUGCAGGGUGUCGCGCAUGUCGGUGCGGUCACCUGGGUCGACGAAAAUGACGCAGACAAGCCUGUAGGCUUUCGGAGCAGCGCAACCAUCCAGAUGGCGCACGGGCGGCAAUAUUAUGUCGAGGACUUCCUCAAACGCACCAAACUCACGAGCUCUCGGCUUUUUAACAUCCCCCAUUACCCGCACUCGUUGAAAUGGAAGCGAUCGGGAGGGACUUAUAAACUUACGGUGGCGAAAGGGAAAGCGACAGUUGCGGUUCUGGAACCAGCCGUGCUUGCCGCCCCACCGCGUAUCAAAGUGUUCCAGACACUGUACGAACAUGACGAGACGCGUCCACAGCGCGAACAUCGCGGAGUACCAGUGUUCCUACUCGACUACCUGGUAGUGACCGCUUUACUUGUCGUGUCAGAAAAGGACGAAUGGCUGCAAGCUGCAAGCGGUGCAACUUCGUCAACUAGUACCCAAACGGCCUCGUCAAUUACAAGACAAGGUUCCAUUCAUAAGUGGCGAUUAGAGGUGCAAACCGAACCAUUCUCGAUCGCGGAAUUCGACGAUUCGAAUUCUAAUUCGCAGCCUCCGAGUCCAUCGGUGCCGUCAGUAAUUGAUAUCGGUCCGUCGAAGACGGAGGAUGUAGAUUCCGAUUCUAGAGCAGCCGACACGGCUGCCCUCAGGUUAUCGAAACAUAUUUCGCAGUUAGUGACGACGACGACGUCACCGGAGACGUUUACCUCACCGGGUCAUUCGUUCUCGCAUUCUUCGUUACCUUCGGCGGUGCGUAGCGCUUCUGCUGCUCAUCCUCAUCAUCCGUUCGCGAACGAGGGUGAGGAUAGUCCCUCCUCCGUCGACGAAUUUGGUGCUCGUUUCAGUCCUCUGAGAUGUGUCUUACCGCCUACACUAGGCGUAUCACUAGUAGACUCCAGCCCAAGUCCAAUGUCAAGUACGCAACCGAGUCCGGAUGAUCAGUCGUUACCUCAGCCUGUCAACAAACGUUUGAUUAUGCGUACGCGGAGCGCUGAGUCGCUCGCGGACGCCGAAACGCCGCGCCCUAUGAGUAAGAGUCUACCUGCUACGCCGAUAAUUACUAGGCCAGCUACGGCCGGUGCGAGGCCGAGGGAGAGUAGUAGGCCAUUCAGGCCGUUACCGAAGCCGCCACAGGGCGCUGUGGUAACACUAUCCAACCUGUCUAAUGAAAGAGGUGGGAGUAAUGAGAGCAUCCCGCCCGUGCCUAGCCUGCCAUCCGGACUUUCGUCCCCUGAAAAUAGCAGUGAUUUAUCUGUAUCCGAGGACGUCGGUCUUGGCGGCGGCCGACCGAAUGGCUCGCGAACUGUGUCGCUUUCGUCGAUCGUACCCUCACCUUCGCAUAGUUUUAUGGGAGGGCUGGCGAGUCUUACUGCUUCUCCUGAUUCUGAGAGCCCUGUUUCAUCAUCGGCGGAGGGGGUGGAUAGACCGAGGUCUAUUAGACGUACGGCGUCUGAGACCACGUUAUCUGUACGGGUGACUACGGAGUCAUCGUCACCUACUUCGGAUUCGUCAGCGCAUUCACAUUCGCAGUGUCAUUUGGAAGAAAUGAUUCAGAGGGAUCGGCAUAGAUCCUCGAAUAAUUCGGAUGGCUCGCUCUUGAAAAAUAUGCAACGGCGCUCGAUUAUGAGGCAAACGCUCGUCAGUCCCGAGGAUUCUCCAUCAGCGCCAUCAGCGCCGCCCGCGCCGAGCAGAACGUUAUCAGCGCCCUCGGUGCCGUCAGUACCGAUCGUCAUUCCCCGAACAGCUCCUUUACGGAUUCGAAAUAAUAGCAAUAAUAAUACGCGUACUCCUCCUCCUCCCCUUCCUACUUCUCAUGUGCAAAAUCAGAGUCAUCCGAGAGCGUCGACUUCUUCGAGCGUGACCUCCGCCUCCUCGUCCGCCGUUCCGUAUAUGCAUAUGCAUUUACAUUCCCCACGUACACCGACGCAGUUCCAUGUACAAAAUGAAGUGCGGAGUCGGGCGAGUCUUGAUUCUGACCGGCGGCCUUCUUUGCCUGAGGUAUCUUCCUCUGGUUUUGGAUCACUAGGCGGAGUGGUGGGCAACAGGAAGAUAAUGGGGGGAAACAGCGAGGAUGAGGAUGGUGAAGAGUGUGAUGUGUAUGGAUGCGGUGCUCCACCUGCGUACGACUCAAUUGAUUUUUCGCACCCGCCGUUGAAGCAGAGUUCGUUUCGGGGUGUUGGGUAGGUGGCUGGGCGAGUAGAGCCUUGAUUUGGUUUUCUUGUUCCUUCAACUUUCUUUCCUGCUCUUUCCAUUUGUUUUUGAUGGUUUCCUGGAUGGAUCUUGAAUUGGUGGAUUGGACGGACAAUUAAAAAGUUCCGUCCCCAUCGCCUUCGUUUCGUUGCCUUUUUCCAAUUUAGCAGUCUUGGUGGAAGUCAUCGUGACAGUUCUGUUAUCCUAUUAUCUCAAUCUCUCCAUGAAGUCCGUGCACUGCAGAGCAUACGUACGCACAAUGUACAACAUACCACACUAUAUUAUACUCUGCGCAGCACGUCCUUCAUCAUCCGUCAUCUAUUCCUGUCCAUCAUUUACUCCAUCCAUCUAACUCACACCCACCC